This is a messenger RNA of Epinephelus moara (kelp grouper), 4197 nucleotides long. RefSeq names its product equilibrative nucleobase transporter 1-like. NCBI's taxonomy places the organism in Eukaryota, Metazoa, Chordata, Actinopteri, Perciformes, Serranidae. The transcript is spliced from 13 exons. Gene Ontology annotation, molecular function: transmembrane transporter activity. The record is from RefSeq and is a predicted model, not a curated record. Gene Ontology annotation, biological process: transmembrane transport. The coding region runs from base 147 to 1607 and encodes 486 amino acids.
UGGGGAGACCGACUGUGACUGUGCAGCCACAUAAGCAACCUUUGUGUGUGUGUGUGUGUGUGUGUGUGUGUGUGUGUGUGUGCAUGCAUGUAUGUCCAUGCAGGUGAAAAUACUGUAUUUGUGAAUGUGUGAGUGUGUGUGGGACCAUGCCGGGUUUUGUGAACAAUUUGAAGGUGCAACACUGCCUCACCUUUGCUACCGGUCUGGUGGAGUGUCUGGUUUUCGCCGGGGCUGUGUUUGGAUGGGCUUCCCUGGUUUUUGUCCUGAAGACGGAGGGCUACUUCAGCUCUCUGUGCGUCAACACCACAGGAGUCAACGCAACAAAUGUCUUAGAUUGCAGUGAACAGGAUGAGCAGUUCUCUCUUGUUUUCACCAUCACCUCUUUUAUGUUCAAUUUCCUGACUCUACCCAAUGGUUUCCUCUUUGACCAGUUUGGUACCACAGUGGCUCGGCUCUUUGGGAUAUCUCUUUACACCACAGGGACCUUGAUGGUGGCCUUCUCGACUCCAGCUUUGUCCAAUCUGCUGUUCCCAGCUCUGUCCCUCCUGGCAGUGGGCGACGUCUUGUUUGUAAUGACGAACAUGCAGGUAGGAAACCUUUUCGACUCACAUCGCUCCACCAUCAUCACUCUCUACGACGGGGCUGUUGACUCUUCCUCAGCACUCUUUUUUGUCAUCAAGCUGUUACACGAGUCUGGCAUCUCUUUCCGCUCUUCCUUCCUCUUCCUGUCUGCCUGCAGCGUCAUUCACCUGCUCAGGACUUUCUUCCUGCUGCCCAGAGACCACAUUCCCUACCCGCUGUCUGAUGACUACACAUACGGGAUUACCUGUGGUAAAUCAAAGACUCUGUGCUUAGAGCAGACAGCAGCCAAUGGUAACGUACUGAAGAUGACAGAGGAAACGCCCCUCAACAAAGACGUCCCUGUGACACAAGAGAAGAGUUUCCGUGAGUGUGUCAUGUCCAGGUUCUUUGCGUGGCACCUGCUCUGGGUGUCGGUGAUGCAGCUCAGACAUUACCUCUUCAUUGGCACAUUCAACCCAACGCUGCAGAGGCUGACGGAGGGAGAGCCUUCACUGGUGAGCCAGUACACCAAUGCCUUUGCAAUGACACAGCUGUGUGGCGUGCUGUGUGCUCCCUGGAACGGCCUCAUCAUGGACAGACACAAGGGCAAACCUCGUGCUGAAGGAAAGACCGAACAGGAAGCAGACCUGCAGGCUUCAGUGCUUUCUCUCUUCCUGACAGCGCUGCUCUGUGUGGUGUUCUCAGUUUGCGCCACCAUCCCAUACCUGCCGCUUCAGUACCUCACUUUCAUCCUGCAGGUUAUUAACCGCUCCUUCCUCUACGGUGGAAAUGCAGCCUUCAUCAGUGUAGUUUUCCCAUCCUGCCACUUUGGAAAGCUGAUUGGUCUGACCAUGGCUCUGUCUGCAGUGUUUUCUUUGUUGCAGUAUCCCUGCUUUGCCCUGGUGAAUGGACCUCUGGAUGGAGACCCUCUAUAUGUGAACAUCGGUCUGACGCUGCUCAUCCUGCUUGCCUUCAUCCAUCCCCUCUCUGUCUACCUGCACUGUCAAAGACUCACCUCCCAGCGAGCCAUCAAGGCCUCCUUUUAAAGUCAAAUGAGACUUACACUUACAAUGUCUUUAAUAUCACCAGCGACACUUUUAUCUCUUCGGUUUAUUCUUUUCAUUAAUCAUGCUUGGGUGGCUGUGUAUUGUUGCCAUGUGUAACAUCAAGUGCCUUUCAGGUUGCAGUGAAGUUUGGUUUUGGGUACAGUCAUAGCACAAUCACGAUGCUCUUAAAUAAUGCUCGCAGCCGUACUGAAUGUAUCCAUAAUAAUCAAGAGAUUCUGAUGUGCAGCCUGCUGCAGUAUAUACUGUAAAUAUGCAUAUGUUUAGGACCAACAAUGUGUGAUAGGUAGGAAAAAGCUGAAUGUAGUAACAGUGUAAGGGACAAAUGGAGUCAGAGUCACAAAUAUCAGUUUAUGUUGUUCUAAUGGGUCGAUCAGUGAUGUUGUGAAUAUUAAAAAAAGAUAUUUUAGGCAGCCCCUCUGUUUGCUUUUUAAAGAAGAAAAUCAUCUUGCACAAAUCUUGCACAGCCGUUAUUUCAGUGUGCAAGGAUGCUUUGCACCCGAGCUCUUGACACUUAAUGUCAGAAACUGCAAGUUUACUCACCUCACAUCCUCAAGGGGACAUAUCAAGAGGUGGUUUCUUUUCUUACUUUUGGUAGCUCCUCCUACAUCUAAGUCUAUAAGUAGGAGGGAGGACCACACUUCCUCCACUUUGUUCUUCAAACAUGUCCAUGUGUCCAGGGUGUUUGAUGAUGUUUCCCAUGAGUCUUUGAGAAUCUACCAAUUUAAGUAACAUUUCCUUUUAUAUUUUGAUGUGUACACGAUUGGAUUGAAGUUAAGGAUAACAUCUGAUUAAUUUGAUCAAGUUUGAUUGAUUACAUUUGUUAAAUAAUAUAUGUCAGUACCAAUUAUUAUUCAACAUGCAUUGUAUUUAAUAUAAAACAAUUCAAAGACUGGAUUUAUGAUUCAAUAAUUUAUUUGCAGAUGUUAUAAAUGAUUUCUCUCUUCUUUUAGAACCAUGGCAAACAUCAUGACAAGCAUUAUGACAAGCAUUUAAUCAACAUGAACAACAAUUAAUGACGGUUGAAUGUAACAGUUGUCUCCUGGUGGUUUGUGGCUCCAGUAAGAACCUUAUAUCCUCAACACUCAACCCCCAAAUACUCCCCAUACAUGUUUUUUCUGGGUACUCCGGCUUCCUCCCACAGUCCAAAGACAUGCAGGCUAGGUUAAUUGGCUCUAAAACUCUAAAAACAUGAAUGCAUGAAUGGAUGUCUGUCUCUGUGUCAGUCCUGCGAUAGUCUGAUCGGCUCAUCCAUUGUCAGUGGGGAUAGGCCCUAACCUCCCCGUGCCGAUUGACAGGAUAAGCGGUUACGGAAAAUGAAUGAAUGAAUGGAUAGUGCUAUCAAGCAGAAACAUUGCCUUAUUGUACAAUGCCUAGAGGGUGUGUAUCAAAAAAUUAACAAAGGAACAGAACGGGCAUGCACUCGGCCAAUUGUCAAAAUAUUUGUCCAGCAGUCUAACCGUAGACUCCAGCACACCUCUGUCCAGGUGAGGAGCAAAGCUUUCAUGUACAGUAACGCACAUACAGGCUCCCUCUGGUCUGAAAUUAGUGAUGUCUAACAAAACUGCCCAAGCUGAAAUUCUGUGCAGCAGAAUGAUUCAGUUUCUGUUGACAUCAGAGGGCAAUUUGAGCAAAGGCACCAGUCACCACUGUUUUCUCUCUGCAGCUCAGGUUCUGGGUCAUCCCCCACCGGUGGUGCCCUCUUGUCCAGCUCAGCUGCAGCCUUGGCCACUCUCAGCUGUAUUUCUUCAGGUGGGACGAAUAAUACCGUGCCCGAAUAUGUAAAGCUGGCCAAUACACUGUAAAAAAUGUUCUCGUCCAAAACAUCCUCUGCACUCAUAAUAAAUGAUAGCAUUUUUACUGCUGGACAUGUAGCUAAUUUACAAUGCGAGACAAGGAGGAGGAUUUGUUUUUAGAUGCAUAUAGAGCAAUGGUUCCCCACUGGUGGGUCGCGGCCCAAAAGUGGGUCACCGGCCCAUUCUGAAUGGACCACAAGUGACUUGCAAACAUGUCAAGUUUGUAAAAAAACAAACUUUAUGUUUAAGUACAGUAAAUUUCCAGCAAAUCGAGUUUAUUUUGAAGUGUUGCUUUGUGCUGUAGAGUGAGUGACUAAUGGACAGCAACUUGACAGAGACAGCAAACUAGCUCGACAACUUGGCCAAACGCUAGUAUGAUGCUGAAUGUAUUAAAAUGUGGGAGCUUGAAUUGAUGAUGAAGGAGAAAUCUGAACCCCUUUGCUGGACCAGUUGGGAACCACCAAUCCAGAGCACGCCUCUUCGGUUACCAGAGGUGGAGACUCAAAAUAUAAGCCUAAAUAGUUUGCAGUUCUUCUGAGCACCACGUAUAUCACUGGUGCAUAGAAGAACAGCAGAUUUUGAAGCAGCCCUCAGACACACAGAGAGUACUAUAAAAACAUGUUUCAUAUCACACUAUAUCCCAAAUUUGGUUUGCAAAUAUUGUGAGAAUUAUUGUGCUCUUGCAGGCAACUGUCUACUUCAGAUGCUUUACGGAAAUAUAUAACUUAAGUUGAACUGUAUGUUAUUUACCUUGACAUAAAAUUAUCCAGCUCUAC